AUGAAUGAUGACGAAUUUGAUGUUCCUAUAAUAGAAGAGAACAUGUGCUCGGUGCUUGGCAUCAAUGACGAACCUGAGCAUCGGAAAAUUGUAUCUGAAGCAGCCAUGAAAGCCUCCAUUGCAGAUGUUGAUGCAUGUGUGGCUGAUAUUGAUGAGGAUUUACUUGCUGAUGCGGCUCUUCCUGUGCCUGACCAUAUGCCUGAAGAGGAUCACUUUUGGUAUGAUAAGAAACAUCCUGUGAUAGAGGAAGGAUCUUUGUUUCGUUCAAUGAACGAGUUUAGGAUGCUCAUCAGAACAUUUGCUAUUAGAGGCAAGUUUGACAUCAAUAUCAAGGAUAGUGACACUACUAGAUUUUUGGGUCACUGUAAAGGAAAUGCAUGUCCUUGGAGAAUAACUGCUAGGACAAUAGAAGAUGGAAAAACAGUCAGGGUUAACAAGAUAGUAAAGCCUCAUAAGUGUUCAUCAACCGCUGCAGUGACAACAAGCAUGGCAGACCAAGCAUGGGUGGCAGAAAAGGCAAUGGGGUAUAUUCAAACUGAACCAAACAUUGGUGCCAGCGAGCUCCGAAAAAAGCUACAAGCCGAGUACAAAUGUACUAUUGGGUAUCAUACUGUUAACAAGGGAAAAGAAAGGGCCAAGAAUAGUUUAUAUGGGACCUGGGGAAAAAGCUUUCAGUCGUUAUUGAACUUCAAAGCUGAGAUUGAUAAAAGAUCUCCCGGUAGCAUUGUCGAGGUUGAUGUCAAGAGGGAAAGAGGUGAAGUGCAUUUUCGCAGAUUUUUUAUGGCACUUAAGCCGUGCAUUGAUGGCUUCUUGGCUGGUUGUAGACCAUAUGUCAGUGUAGACUCCACAUUUUUGACUAGAAAGUGGAAUGGUCAAUUAGAAGCAUGUACAACACUAGAUGGACAAAAUUGGAUGUUUCCUUUAGCAUUUGGUUUCUUUGCUACGGAGACCGAGGAUAACUGGAUUUGGUUUAUGCAACAACUGCAUAGGGCAAUAGGACAUCUUCAAACUCUAGCUAUUUGUACUGAUGCAUGCAAAGGGUUAGAGAAUGCAGUUAAAAUUGUGUUUCCUCAAGCUGAGCAAAGGGAGUGCUUUAGGCAUCUAAUGGCAAACUUCAAAAAAAAGUUUCAUGGAGAUGUUUUUGGUCGCAUGUGGCCAGCAGCCAAGGCUUAUCGUCUGGAAACAUUUAACUAUCAUAUGGCCAAGAUAUUUGAAGCUGAACCUGCAGUGAGUGUCUACUUGUGUACCUAUCAUAACUUAAAGUGGAUGAGAUGCGACUUCAACACAGAAAUAAAAUGUGAUUACAUUCACAAUAAUCUAGCCGAGUGCUUCAAUAGCUGGAUCAAAGGAACAAAAGAGCUGCCCAUGGAUGAGCUAGCCGAUGCAAUAAGAGAGAAAAUUAUGAUACUUGUUUAUAGAAGGAGAAGGAUUGGGGAAAUGCUUCAGGGAGAGAUAUUGCCUGCCAUCAUUCAACAAAUAAAUAAUAGAACUAGGCAACUUGACCAUUUGGUUGUUGGAAGAUCAACGGGAGAAAGUUGUGAGGUGAAGGACACUAGCAAAAAUAAUCUUAGGCAUGUUGUGAAGAUAGGCAGCCGUGAGUGCACUUGCCUAGAAUGGCAACACACUGGAAAGCCCUGUGAGCAUGCACUUGCAUUCCUUAUAGAGACGGCAGAUGUAAAUUUUCAUCCAUAUGUACAUGAGUACUACUCCGUGAGUAGGUUCCGGGCUGCCUAUGCUGGAGAGAUUGAACCAAUCACAGACAAGUCUCAAUGGCCUCAUGUUAAUAUAGAUUUUGAAAUGGUGCCACCGGUUUUAAAGAGCUCUGUUGGGAGACGGAGGAAGCAGAGAAUCAAAAGUUGCCUUGAAGAAGGUGGUGGUGGUGGCAGCAAACGGAAGAAAAAAGAUGAUAAUGGCAAAACAAAUAGCCAAGAAGGAGGUGAGAAAGAGAAGGAAAAAGAAAAGAAGAGAUUUGGCAGUAAAAAUAGGUGCAAAGAAUGUGGGAUAUUGGGGCACAGGAAAGCAACUUGCAAACAAAAUGAAGCUAAAAAGAGUGACGUGUCUGCGCAUGAGCUCGCUCCAGUUGUUGUUGCGACACCUACACGCACAACAACAAUAACACUGCCUCCCAGCCUUCAUAACAGCCCUGGGCCUAUCACAAGGAGGAGGCUUGCUAUGGCCAUAGCUGGAGACGAUGCAUCACAGCCAUGUGGGACAACUAUUGAUUCUGUAGCAUCACCUACUUCUCACUUCCCUUCACGCUCUACAACAUGCAAGAAAAAGUUGACCCCAAAGAGGAAGAAGCUCUAA
Messenger RNA from Triticum aestivum (bread wheat), 2307 nucleotides. RefSeq lists its product as uncharacterized. Gene Ontology annotation, molecular function: transposase activity; DNA binding; zinc ion binding. Bases 1 to 2307 code for a protein of 768 amino acids. NCBI's taxonomy places the organism in Eukaryota, Viridiplantae, Streptophyta, Magnoliopsida, Poales, Poaceae. The transcript is spliced from 4 exons. The record is from RefSeq and is a predicted model, not a curated record. Gene Ontology annotation, biological process: DNA transposition.